This is a messenger RNA of Heterobilharzia americana, 924 nucleotides long. Lineage: Eukaryota; Metazoa; Platyhelminthes; Trematoda; Strigeidida; Schistosomatidae. The record is from the annotation of a GenBank genome assembly.
AUGCAGACUGUUUGUCAAUGUUCAACGAAUCAGUGUAAUUGUUUGAACAUUCCAUCUUCACGAUUUAAUCCAUUGAAUUUCUUAUCAUCAAACAUCAUGAAUAGCAACGAUAUUAGAAACUAUUACAGUAAUCACUAUCCAUAUCAUGAGAAGUUAUAUCAAUUACAGUUGAAAUCAUCUAGUCAUUUAGAUACUGGUAAUACUAUGGGUAAUAAUAAUAAUAGUAGUAUUGAUGGUGGGAAUAUUAGUAGUCAUAGUAAUAGCAAUAGUGGUAGCAGCAGCAGUUGCGCCUAUUCACCUCACACUAAAGUACCUAAAAAUAACCUGCAUAAUCCUAAUCAUUCUGUUGUUUCUAGUGAAGAUUUAUUGUCGGCAACACGUCGAAUAUUUCAACUUGACAAAUCUUAUGAUAUUGACAGUAUUCAUUCAAAAUAUGGAGUAUAUGACAACCACCAGCAUCAGUCUACAGUUGAAAGAGAAAAGGAGGUGUUUUUCCAGCAUUCAAGCGGUUACCAAAGUUACAAUGGUGAUAAAUCAGUCCAUGAAUUAUCAUUAUCACCUACAUUAUUGUCCCAUGCUAAAAUUAACCCACUACACUUACUUAUAUCCUCACCGACAACAUCACCUACCUCUUCAAUACCAAUUCAAUCAGAUUCAAAUGUUAACUUGCUGAAAGUAUUGAAUCGUGAAUUCAUUCCAUGGUAUAAUGAUUAUACGAAUACCGCUACCAAUACCUGUAACAGUGUUAUGAGUAAUACUCAAUCAAAAGAAAUCAAUAAAUAUGAUUGUCAAAUCCCUAAUCAUUUAAAUCAAAAGUCUAAUUGCUAUCCAAAUAUGCUUACAAUGAAUGAUUAUUUUAAUAUGCACGAAUAUAAUUAUCAAAGCAUACUUCAACUAUAUCACACAAACAACAAUAUUCUUUAG